AUGGAGAAAAAUAAAACGACGAUCACAAACCUAAAGGUACCAGAAGGUAGUACUGGAGACACAGGACGAGAAAGAACUAAGACAUUUACCUAUGAUUUUUCCUAUUUCUCAGCAGACAGCAAAAGUCCCAGCUUUGUUUGUCAAGAAAUGGUUUUCAAAAAUCUUGGUACAGAUGUGCUUAAAUCUGCUUUUGAAGGUUAUAAUGCUUGUGUUUUUGCUUAUGGACAGACUGGAUCUGGGAAGUCCUACACCAUGAUGGGAAAUGCGGGUGAUGCUGGUUUAAUACCUCGAAUUUGUGAAGGUUUAUUCAGCAAAAUAAGUGAAAAAACAAAGCGGAAUGAGGCAUCCUUUCGAACAGAAGUGAGUUAUCUGGAAAUUUAUAAUGAGCGUGUGAGAGAUCUUCUCCGACGGAAGUCAUCAAAAACUAAUAAUUUACGAAUACGAGAACAUCCAAAAGAAGGACCGUAUGUUGAGGAUUUGUCUAAACAUUUAGUGCAAAAUUAUGGUGAUGUAGAGGAACUUAUGGAUGCAGGAAAUAUAAACAGAACAACGGCUGCAACUGGAAUGAAUGAUGUCAGUAGCAGGUCACAUGCCAUUUUCACAAUCAACUUCACUCAGGCUAAAUUUGAUUCCGAAAUGCCUUGUGAAACUGUUAGUAAGAUCCAUUUAGUAGAUCUUGCUGGAAGUGAGAGAGCAGAUGCCACUGGUGCCACAGGGGUUCGAUUAAAGGAAGGAGGGAAUAUUAACAAAUCUCUAGUUACUCUGGGAAAUGUAAUUUCUGCCUUAGCUGAUUUAUCUCAGGAUGCAACAAAUCCUCUUUCAAAGAAGAAACAAGUGUUUGUGCCUUACAGGGACUCUGUGUUGACUUGGCUGUUGAAAGACAGCCUAGGAGGAAACUCUAAAACAAUCAUGAUUGCCACUAUUUCACCUGCUGAUGUCAAUUAUGGAGAAACUUUAAGUACACUUCGCUAUGCAAAUAGAGCCAAAAACAUCAUCAACAAGCCUACUAUUAAUGAGGAUCCUAACGUCAAACUGAUCCGUGAGCUGAGAGCUGAAAUAGCCCGACUAAAAGCCCUGCUUGCUCAAGGGAAUCAGAUUGCACUCUUGGAUUCUCCAACAGCUUUAAGUAUGGAAGAAAAGCUUCAGCAGAAUGAAGCAAGGGUACAAGAGCUGACCAAAGAGUGGACAAACAAGUGGAAUGAAACCCAAGAUAUUCUGAAAGAGCAAACCUUGGCUCUGAGGAAAGAAGGGAUAGGUGUUGUGUUAGAUUCUGAGCUGCCUCAUCUCAUUGGCAUUGAUGAUGAUCUUCUGAGUACUGGUAUCAUCUUGUACCACUUGAAGGAGGGCCAAACAUAUGUUGGCAGAGAAGAUGCUGUGACAGAACAAGAUAUUGUUCUUCAUGGUCUUGACUUGGAAAGUGAGCAUUGCAUCUUUGAAAAUCUCAACGGUACUGUGAAUCUAAUACCACUGAAUGGAGCACAGUGUUCUGUGAAUGGAAUUCAGAUUACAGAGGCCACACACCUAAACCAAGGUGCUGUUAUAUUACUUGGAAGAACCAAUAUGUUUCGCUUUAACCACCCCAAAGAAGCUGCUAAGCUAAGGGAAAAAAGAAAGAGUGGACUGCUGCCUUCCUUCAGCUUGUCUAUGACAGAUCUUUCAAAAUCUUGUGAGAACCUGUCAGCAGUUAUGCUUUAUAAUCCAGGUCUUUUCCCUGUAAAAGGACCGAUCUGUCUAAGGCUAGAGUUUGAGAGGCAGCAACGAGAGGAGCUUGAAAAAUUAGAAAGUAAAAGGAAACAAAUAGAAGAGAUGGAAGAAAAACAAAGAUCUGACAAAGCAGAACUUGUAAGAAUGCAGCAAGAAGUAGAGUCACAGCGCAAAGAAACAGAAAUAGUACAGCUGCAAAUUCGAAAACAAGAAGAGAGCCUGAAACGGAAAAGUGUUCACAUUGAGAGCAGGUUAAAGGAUUUGCUGGCUGAGAAAGAAAAAUUUGAAGAAGAGAGAUUACGGGAACAACAGGAGAUAGAGCUUCAAAAAAAGAAACAGCAGGAAGAAAUUUUUGCCCGAGUCAAAGAGGAGUUGCAGCGACUACAAGAACUUAAUCAUAACGAAAAAGCAGAGAAAAUGCAGAUUUUCCGUGAGCUAGAAAAACUUAAAAAGGAAAAAGAUGAACAGUAUGUUAAGCUGGAAUUGGAAAAAAAGAGACUUGAAGAACAAGAAAGGGAGCAGGUGAUGCUGGUGGGUCAUUUGGAAGAACAGCUUCGAGAGAAACAGGUCAUGAUAGAGCUCCUGAAGAGAGGGGACGUACAAAGAGUUGAAGAAGAGAAAAGAGAUCUUGAAGAUAUUCGGGAAUCUUUUUUGAAAGUCAAGGAAGCCCGAUCUGAAGGUGAUGAAAACAGUGAAGAGUUAGAAAAAGCUCAGCUUGAUUUUGUAGAGUUUAAAAAGAAACAGCUGGAACAGUUGACUAUUUUGGAAAAAGAUGUAGUUCAACAAAUGGAUCACCUAGAAAAGGAAAUAGCUGAUGAAGAAAUAGCUCUGGAACAGUUAAAAUUUGCACAUGAAGAACAUUUAAAAGUCAAGAAAGAUGAUGAAAACUUUAUGGAUGCUGUACUCAAGGUUGAAGAAGUUGAUGAGAUAAAGUCAGCAGAGUACAGUCUCCAAUCUAAAGUACGCCAACUUGAGUACCUGAAGAGUAAUAAUUUGCCAGCUCUGCUGGAAGAAAAACAAAGGGCUUCUGAAGUCCUCGAUAGGGGCUUGUUGGGUUUGGAUAAUACUCUCUAUCAAAUAGAGAAAGAAAUAGAAGAAAAAGAAGAGCAGCUUGCCCAGUAUAGAGCUAGCACAAAUCAGCUGCAGCAGCUACAAGAAACCUUUGAAUUCACAGCCAAUGUAGCUCGUCAGGAAGAAAAGGUUCGGAAAAAGGAAAAAGAAAUCCUUGAAUCAAGGGAAAAACAGCAGAGGGAGGCACUGGAGCAAGCUGUUGCUAAGUUAGAAAGGAGGCACUCUGCUUUGCAACGUCGUUCAACAAUAGACUUAGAAAUUGAAGAGCAGAAACAGAAGCUUGCCACCUUGAACAACAGCUGUGAUGAACAGGCAGGUCUGCAGGCUAGUCUGGAGGCUGAGCAGAAAGCCCUUGAACAAGACAGAGAACGCCUGGACCAGGAAAUUCAACAGCUGAAGCAAGAAAUAUAUGAGGGUGAUGGUGGUCAGAAAGGAAAUAAUGGAACUUUAGAAGAGAGGCUCUCCCAUACCACUUCCCCUACCAUCUCAACAAAGCCACAGCUGCCUGCUGCUCCACUAGUUGAUGAUAGGAUAAAUGCCUUUAUUGAACAAGAAGUGCAGAGAAGGCUGCAGAAUAUUCAUCAUAAAGCUGAGGAUAAUGAUGCUAGCCUGUCCUGGUCUACAGAAAGUUUAAAGGAUAAUGAGAGGCUUAAUAAUGGCACUAUUCAGCGCAAGCUGAAGUAUGAGCGGAUGGUCUGUCGUUCUCUGGGAGCAAAUCCAGACGACCUAAAGGACCCAAUUAAAAUUAGUAUUCCACGCUAUGUCCUGUGUGGGCAGGGGAAGGAUGAACACUAUGAGUUUGAAAUAAAGAUAACAGUCCUGGAUGAGACAUGGACAGUAUUCAGGCGGUACAGUCGCUUCCGAGAAAUGCAUAAAACUUUAAAACUGAAGUACCCAGAGCUUGCCACUUUAGAAUUCCCUCCAAAGAAGCUCUUUGGAAACAAGGAUGAACGAGUGAUUGCAGAACGACGGAGUCACUUAGAGAAGUACCUCAGGAGCUUUUUCUCUGCAAUGCUGAAAUCUCCAUCAUCUCCGCUGCACAUUGAUAAAGUGGGGCUAACUCUGUCAAAACACACCAUUUGCGAAUUCUCACCCUUCUUCAGGAAAGGCGUUUUUGACUAUAGCAGCCAUGGGACCAGCUAA
Molecule: messenger RNA, 3918 nt
Organism: Chaetura pelagica (chimney swift)
Lineage: Eukaryota; Metazoa; Chordata; Aves; Apodiformes; Apodidae
Gene: KIF16B
Product: kinesin family member 16B
Exons: 26
Coding region: 1-3918 (1305 amino acids)
Biological process (GO): microtubule-based movement
Molecular function (GO): microtubule motor activity; phosphatidylinositol binding; ATP binding
Source: RefSeq, a predicted model, not a curated record